Messenger RNA from Entrophospora candida, 940 nucleotides. The record is from the annotation of a GenBank genome assembly. Lineage: Eukaryota; Fungi; Glomeromycota; Glomeromycetes; Entrophosporales; Entrophosporaceae.
AUGGCAAUGUCAAAAAUUUAUAUACUUCCAAUUUAUAAUCACGACAAUGACGAAGAAGUAUUAGCAAAUAGUAGUAACAUUAACAACAAAACCAACACAAACAAUAUAACAGACAUUAAUGACAUGGAAGUUAGUAUUAAUAGUGAAACUACAACUUUUUUUUAUACGUUUGAUGAGAAAAAUCAAAUGUGUUAUAAUGACAAUAACAAUUAUAAUAAAAGAAAUGAAAUCAAUAAAAGACUUUUUUAUUCCAAAUUUAUUUCUAGAAUAGCAUUUCUUUUUUCAUGCGCGUUUUUAUCGCUUAUGAUAAUAUUUUAUUUAAUUAGAACAAUUCCUGAUUUAUCUUUACCAACCUCAAUGCAAGAUGUAAAAAAUCAAGCAAUAAUAUUACAUAGUUAUUCCAACAAUUCAUGGCACGGCUAUUUACAUAUACUUUUUGUGCUAUCUUUUAUUUAUAUUUGGAAGCAAGCAUUUUCCAUUCCUGGUGCUUUAUUUUUAAAUUUAUUAGCAGGAGCUAUGUAUGGUCCCAUGAAAGCAACACUAUUUACUUGUUUAUUAACAUCAAUUGGUGCAAGUGUUGCGUAUUUAUUAAGUAAAUUCGUUGGUAAACCAUUUGCGGAUUUUUAUCUUUUAAAUAAAUUGAUUAAUCUUCGUAAACAAAUUGAUGAAAAUCGCGAAAAUUUGUUUUACUAUUUACUAUUCAUCAGAAUGUUUCCUCUUUCGCCCUGGUGGUUAUUAAACAUCACGUCUCCACUAUUAUCUAUUCCAAUUGGGACAUUUUUCAUUACAAUGUUUUUUGGAUCAAUUCCGUAUAAUCUUGCGUGUUGUCAAUCAGGAGAUAUAAUAUCGGAACUCAACUCAACAACUGAUAUGUGGCAUCCAACUGUAUUAUUUAAAUUACUAAUAAUCUCUUUAUUAAGUCUUAUUCCACCUUUACUAA